AUGCUUGGCCCAGCCGAGAGCGGACUUUUGCGCCUUGUCGAUGAACUCCUCCUUAACAUCAUCGAUCACAUCAACAGCCAGGAUGCCCUGUGCAGCCUUGCCGCGACAUGCACACGGUUUCAAGGUCUCGUCGAACCUUACAUCUGGCGAAAAUUAGAGGUUUUGACGGGGGAUCAUGCACGCAGUAUUGCUGCAGCACUUAACAGCCGGGAUGACCGGACAGACUAUAUCCAAGAUCUGGCUAUUCGAUAUAGCGAUCAAUACCGCGAUGGCAUAGAGGAACUGAACCACUUCCUGAGCUUGAUGGGUAAACUGCGCCACCUGCAUGUUGAAAGCCCUUGUCCAAACAAUGUGGAAUGGCAACAUAGCGGCAUCUACUUUGAUGGCUACUCACGGAUUGAUUACACCAACUUACUAGCAGGAUCAGUGUAUCCGCGUUCAGGCAUGCCGAUGACAUUGCCGAUGCUGCAGUCGCUAACGCUACACGCUCAUGGUUCGGGAGACAACAAGUAUAAACUAGGCCGCGCUGUUGCUAUGUUCAAACACCCGACUUUACGAAAUAUCACACUGUCGUGUUUGGACUUCGAUGGAGAACUUGAGUCAUCCGAUUCUGAAUUGAAGACGACGCCUCUCCAGUCUCUAACGCUUAUCGAAUGCAAUGUCAGCGUACAAUUCCUAGAAAACGUCUUGAGCCUACCAAAAGCUCUGAAGGAGUUGUCAAUUGGAGAGCGACUGCACGUGUUUCCGGAAUGCAAGCCAUCCAUGGAUCCUCAAUACCGCACCUCUUCACGUCAAUUUCUUGUUGCACUGAAGAAACAAGCACAUUCGCUGCAGCGCCUGACACACUGUGGUGGUCAUGUUGGCUAUCUAACUCCGCGUGACACCGACCCCGAAGGUGCCGAAAAGCUCCGUUCCCUCGUCGACCUAGAGCACCUCGAGCUAGGCUUUGAAUCGCACCUUUACUACUACCUAAGACAAAGCGGCUUUCCGCCGGCCCUAAAGUCUCUCAAGAUGCUCGACUCUGCCAUAUCAAUAAACUCAGGUCACGACCUACGCUCGCUAUCCGACAUCGCCUUCCGCUCUCUCACCUCGCUCGUAGAUGUCUGUCUCCCACGAACACUGGCAGAUGACUUCACACUACACCUCAAGUUCUCGGAUCACUCGUUCUUCCGGCUCUUCGAGAUUGUCGACGCAACAGAACAAGCCCACCUCCUAAGUGCCCUCUUCUUCGACCGCGCUGCCACCUACAAGAUUGCUUCGAUCCUCAAGUCCUACAGCACCAACGCUCACUUCCUCGUUUCGCGAGAAACCUUCCCAUCGGGGAAAUCUUUCAUCCCGCCUUACAUGCACGGCGAAGACCUUCCUGUCGAAGAGCUCAUGUACACCAGUGAUGAUUUCUGGCGCUUCAACGGCAUCAACUACCGUAUCAUGGAUGACGAAAAUUGGAGAGAUGAGCUCAAGAAGGGGAAGAAGCUGGCUGUUUGCAAGAGGUGUCGGAAGCUUCGCAAUCGCAUCUACGACGCCAUUAUUGCCGACAAAGAGCUUGGAAAAGUCAACCUACGCUAUCUUCCCCACCGCCAGUCAAAAGACUCCAAGGACUCUCUGACGGACCGCUAUCCUGGUCGCCAGUACCUCGGCCUUACGCAGGCAAACCGCACGCUUCGUGUCGAGUUCUUGCCACUCUACAUGAUAGCUCGCCGGCCUGUCAUUCAACUGGCCGACCUACCUAAAUAUCUCGAGGUCUUUCCCCUGCCUGAUUCGGCUCUCACUAUCUCUAUAACUACUGUACUGAGAGAACUGCGCUGCAUGAAAUACACAAAGGCUCCCGGUAUCGAUCUUCUUCCUCUUCUACGUGCGGAUUGGAAAAGCUCUCCCUUCCUCCCUACAUUCUAUCACCCAUGGGGCUCGUUUGGUGCAGAUGAGACAGAGAUCGAAUUCCUUCUUUUGCUUCUAGAGGAGUCUUAUGAUGAGCUUGUUUUCUACGACGAAUUGUGGGAGAAUGCCAUCACUGCGUUGUACUUCAACAGAUGUCCUAGCAGUGUCCACCCCGAGGGAAUGGAGGAAUAUGUCACGUUAUGCCUGAGCGCUGAAGUGAACGUCGGAGCUAGCGACGACGAAAAGCUUGACAUGUUCCAACACUUUGUUAAUUGUACGAGCAUCCGUUUAGGUCAAGGUUUUGACACUAGGUGUAUCAGUGGAACGCUGAGUAUGGUCGCUGAAGAGAACAAGGUAACCGUCGUUAAGCAUUUGGGGGUCGUUGCAAAGGCUUGA
Messenger RNA from Alternaria atra, 2271 nucleotides. RefSeq lists its product as uncharacterized. The record is from RefSeq and is a predicted model, not a curated record. Bases 1 to 2271 code for a protein of 756 amino acids. Lineage: Eukaryota; Fungi; Ascomycota; Dothideomycetes; Pleosporales; Pleosporaceae. The transcript has 3 exons. Gene Ontology annotation, molecular function: protein binding.